CAUUCAUUGGUGAUAGUUUAUAGAUAAUGAUGUUACUAAUACAUAUGCUGCAAUGCAUUUAAUGUACAAAACAAACUAAAAUUGAAUCUCUCACAUGACAUCUUCACGUGAGAGUAAAAUCCUCGGCUGUGUCACGUUGUGUGUGUUGCAGGCUUCAAAGGAGACCAUGUCAGAGCUGGAGAGCAGCAUGGCCAGCAUCAUCCGAGUUUUCCACAAAUACUCGGGUCACAAGUGCAACCUGAGAAAAGCUGAGCUUAAAUCACUCAUCAAUAAUGAGAUGAGUCAUUUCAUAAUGAAAAUCCAUGAGAAUGAGACCCUGGACGAGCUCUUCGCGGACCUCGACCAAAACGGAGACCUGGAGAUCGACUUCAAAGAGUUCAUCACCCUCAUCUCCAUGGUGACCUCAGCAUGCCAUGAGCUCUUCAUCCCAAGUCAUCAUGACUGAUUAGCAUGUACACUAAUAACUCAUUAAACACGAUGAGGUAGAUAGGAACAGUGUCUGUAUUCUUUAAGUGGGAUUGAAUGAUUAAUGCCCAUUAAGAUGUCGUCUGAGUAGAUUUUGACUUGGUGGCAGGUUGUUGCUACGUUUGUUUUUUCUGUAUAAACGACUUAUGCAUGGUAAA
Limanda limanda (common dab) is the source of this 623-nucleotide messenger RNA. RefSeq names its product protein S100-B-like. The transcript has 2 exons. NCBI's taxonomy places the organism in Eukaryota, Metazoa, Chordata, Actinopteri, Pleuronectiformes, Pleuronectidae. Gene Ontology annotation, molecular function: RAGE receptor binding; S100 protein binding; calcium ion binding. Bases 95 to 445 code for a protein of 116 amino acids. Gene Ontology annotation, cellular component: cytoplasm; nucleus. The record is from RefSeq and is a predicted model, not a curated record. Gene Ontology annotation, biological process: positive regulation of cell population proliferation; positive regulation of canonical NF-kappaB signal transduction.